This is a messenger RNA of Anoplophora glabripennis (Asian longhorned beetle), 2060 nucleotides long. RefSeq names its product actin-related protein 8 (gene Arp8). Gene Ontology annotation, cellular component: Ino80 complex. Bases 78 to 1772 code for a protein of 564 amino acids. The transcript has 3 exons. Gene Ontology annotation, biological process: regulation of DNA-templated transcription; double-strand break repair. NCBI's taxonomy places the organism in Eukaryota, Metazoa, Arthropoda, Insecta, Coleoptera, Cerambycidae. The record is from RefSeq and is a predicted model, not a curated record.
UUUAUCUCACAAAUAGAAAGAUACUGACCGUGUUUUACUUAUUUUUGUGUACUGUGGAAUUAAUUACGACUUCUAACAUGACCUUGCCGACUCCAGCGGAUACUCCGCCUGAGCAAGUUCAUUCGAAAAGCAUAAUAGUAAUACAUCCUGGUUCUCUUAACUUACGAAUAGGUCGGGCUUCAGACUUGAACCCUUUAACUAUACUUCACGCAAUAGCAAGACGUCGCAAACCGGCUGGUCAAAGUUACAUGGAUCAUUUUUUACCAGAACGAAUAGACUUAAAUCAGCCUCAUGACUUUGAGGAAGCAAGACUAGCCGUUUCUCACACUCUCCAGUCUUGCUUGCAAUCAGACGGACGUAGGAGAUAUGCUACACCCCCUCAGCAAAUAGCAGCAUUUAAUCGAAGAUCUCAACCAGAACUCUUGGGUAAUAAUGGUGGAGAGUGGGUAAAACCUGAAGGAGAUCUUGUUAUCGGUAACGAUAUACUUCGUUUAGAUCCAAAGGAGGACUUUAAUACUCAUUUUCCUUACAAAAGAGGAGAUUUUAACAUACAUAGUGGUCCGGGCGGUUCCAUGACAGCAGUUUUGGCAGAUCUUGAGACAAUUUGGACAUAUGUACUUGAAAUUAAUUUUCAAAUCAGUCCAAAGGAUUUAAAAUAUUAUAAAGCAGUAUUAGUUGUACCUGAUGUUUACAAUAGAACUUAUAUGAGAGAGCUUAUGUACUUACUUCUGUGUAAAAUGGGGUUUGGAAGUUGCUUUUUAGUUCAAGAUCACGUAGCUGCGACUUUUGGAUCUGGUUUGAGUUAUGCUUGUGUUGUUGAUGUGGGUGACCAAAAAACAUCAGUUUCGUGUGUUGAGGAUGGUAUCUGUCAUCCAAACACUAGAGUAAGAUUAGAUUAUGGAGGAGGCGAUAUUACACAAAUUUUUUAUUGGCUUUUACAAAAAUGCGCUUUUCCUUAUAAAGAAUGUAGUGAUAAAAAUAAACUGGACACAAUGUUGCUAAGAAAACUAAAAGAAGACUUUUGCCACGUUAAUCUAGAUGUAUGUGGAUCCCAGGAAAAGUCGUUUAUGUUGAAACAACCCGGGAAGCCAGUAUAUCAUUUUACAAUACAAGUUGGUGACGAAUGUAUUGUAGCACCCUUGAGUCUGUUUAGUCCUGAAUUGUUUGGCAUUACGGGUCCUAAAUCUUUACAUACGCAAAAAAUAUCGACAGGAGACCCGGAAGACCCACAUGAUGAGUUGUAUCUGAGAGAUAUAAGGAAGAAAGGUAUGAAAGAGAAUAUGGAACCGUCAGCAUCAGAUCUUCUCAGCGAGGGGUAUUUAGAAAGCCAGCAAAGCAAUGCAAACGACGAUGAUAUAGUGGUUGACGCAAUGGAUCCAGUUGCUCCAGCGUCUGUAAGAGAAUUCGUCACCAAUCCGGGACAGAUACUAGGUUUGGAUCAGGCUGUUUUGCAGAGUAUUGACAGGUGUCCAAACGAGGAUCUCAAGAGAAAAAUGUAUGGUUGUAUUUUAGUGGUUGGAGGAGGUAUGAAAUUUUCCGGCAUAGCCACGUGGCUACAAAAUAGGAUCUCUCUUCAGAUUCCAUACCUGUAUCGUGCCGAACAGCUGGACAUUAUAACAAAUCCUAGAGACAUGGAUUCGGCGAUGGUCGCAUGGAAAGGGGCUUGUAUAAUGUCUUGUCUUGAAACGGCGCAUGAGCUGUGGAUUCAAGCAGGAGAAUGGGAGAAGUAUGGUGUCAGGAUUUUGAGAGAAAGAGCCCCUUUUACUUGGUGAUGGAACAAUGGAUUUUUUUUAUCAUUGUAUAUCGCUAACUUAAAAAGAAGAAGUGAUUAUGAAAGAAGAAAUAAUGUGGAAAUUUGAAAAUGUGAUGUAAAAGUUGGAUUUUAUAGGAUAUUUAUAUGUUGCAUACCUACACAUAUGUAAAAUAUAAGCAUUAAUUUAUGUAACAAAUGUUCUACAAAUUUACGGAGUUUUAUGUUAUUCAUAAAAUUACAGCACACAAUGACUUUUUCAUAAAUAUUAGUUUUGUCCUAAGUGUAUCAAACAUAGCACAAUUCUUAA